Molecule: messenger RNA, 3855 nt
Organism: Symbiodinium necroappetens
Lineage: Eukaryota; Dinophyceae; Suessiales; Symbiodiniaceae
Source: the annotation of a GenBank genome assembly
AUGGAAGGCUUGCAGAAGCAUCGAAAGGUGCUCCUUCGUGCCGAGGAGACCCACGACUUGCAGAUUGUCGCGUGGAGACUUCAGGAGCUCCAGAUUCGCAUGAGUCAAGCGGCCCUGCUGGUGGAUCGCGAUUUCGACCUCCAGGAUUCUGCCUGGGCAGGCGCCAUGGAGGCCUUCCGAGCCAAGCGCACCCCCGAUGGUGUGCAGGCCGCCUCUCAGCAGGCGGCGGUGCCCUUAGAAAGGCUGCCGACGCUGCCCUCCGCGUCGGAGGGUAUCGAGCAGGAGGCCCGGAAGAGCCGCGAGGCGCAGCAGCGGGAAGUUGAGGCUGAAGCGGAACGUGAGCGGAAACGCCAGAUUCGAGAGACCACGGCGCGGGAGCAGCAAGAGUGCCAAAAUGCCGCUCGCGAAGCAAAGAUGCUGGCGGACAAGGCCCGUGACAUGCGGCUUCGGGCCAUGGAGGCGACAUCAGCCGAUCAGCAUCAAUCUUGCAUUCGCGAGGCCGAGCGGUACGAGGAGCAAGCCCGGCAGGCCCGUGCCCGCAGCACGCGGGGCUACGGUACAGGUCCCCGAGCUCAGCAGCACGAAUACCAGGAGGACGAAAACGGGAUCGCGGCUGUGCCGAAAGUUGGUGAGGAUGCAGAGGCGCAGGCGCUGCGCCGGCGGCACGAAGAGAGGGAGGAGCUGCGGAGGGAAAGCGAGCUCCGUGGCCAGCAGGCCAAGGAGAACGAAGCCAAAGAGCGUGAAGUGUUGCAGCGAGCCGUGUCCAGCCUCGCGCAGGGUGGUGGCCAAGUGGCUCACAGAUCUCAAGGCCCAGUCGCAUCGCCGUCGACUGUGGAAGACCGGCACGCGAGGCAAAGUGAGAUCCUCGCAAACUCCCGCGCUGCGCCGGCUCGGGCACUCGAGGAAGCCAGUCUCCGACCUGCUGCCGCGGUUCCACCUGUGGCCACAAACGGAGGCGGAUGUCUGCACGGCCGUCCUCAAUCCCAGGGAGCCCUAUCCCGCGAGCUGCAGGAUGUGGCGCUGUUCGUGUGCGUCCCGGACAGGAAAGCCGCUGAGUUCCUGGUGAGCAGCAGGCUUGGCAUAGGUCGCCGCAGCGGCGCCAAAGUGUCCGUGGCGGAGACGACCGGCUCGGGCCCCACGCUGCUGGAAUGCCGGGGCACGCCCUUGGCAAACGCCGUCGCGAGCUACUUGGUCCAGGAGGCCGGUUCCGCCAAGCACCCGCUAGGCCUUUGGGGGCGCUUUGGAUGUGCGGCUGCUUCGCGACCUGAAGAGAAGAACUGCGUCAAGCAGAAAAGCGUACGCGAGACGACGGAGCCUGUUCCCAAGCUUGGACGGAGCUUGGUGCAGACUUCUUGGAUAGUGCGACGUGACAUGGAGCUUCUGGAGGAGAAGCUCAUGCGACAAGUCCUGCGGCUCCAGGAGCAGAGUGAACGCUUCAUGGACAUCAUGAUGCAUCCGCUGGAGGCGAAGGUCGCAGCCAUGGAGGGGCGACAGCCGGUCACCGAUUGCAGCAUCGCCGAGCUCCGUGGGAACCUCCGUGGCCUCCAAGAGUCGUUGGAGAUGCAGGUGCGCCGUGCGGAGCAAACCGAGACGCGCCUGUCCAAAUGGCGGAAGAGUGUGGAGGAGGAUCUGCAGCAGAAGCAGGAGGAAAUGAAGCGCAAGUUCUCUGAGGCCGUUUCCAACUCCGACGUGGUCUCGCGAAACGAGCUUCUGGAGUUGGCCAAGCUUCUGAAGCAGGAGUUGAGGAAGGUCGUGGAUGAGACGCUGAAGGACGAAAAGCUGGCCACGCAGCAGGAUCUGGCGACCAUGACGGCCUCCAUGAGACGGGAGCUUGCGUCCGUUGAGAAGAUUGCCGCUGGAGCGGCCGCUCAAAAGGCUCUGGGUCAGCAGGAGCUUGCAAAUGCUGCAGAGGCUGUGCGUGCCGAGAUGAAGACCUUGACAGAGCGCGCGGUCGCAGAGGAGACGCUGACAAUGGAGAAGUUCGCAGCGCUCGAUGCUGUAGAGAAGGCUGAUGACGUUGUCAUCCGUUGCCGAAGCUUCUGUGGUUCAAGGAUGGCUCGUCGUCUCGCCCUUCUCCUGCCUCUCUUCACCGCUGCCACAGAGCUCCUGUGCUGCAAGCUUUUUGAUUCAGAGUUUGGGAAAGAGAGGAUAUCCAUUCUUCCAGAUGCCCGACUGGUGGCCAGUGACAGCGAGCCUCUUGUGACCGGCACGCGCGCAGAGGUCGUUCCCAAGGUGGAACUCGUCCAGGCGCAUGCGGCCUCGCCAGUAGAGAUGCCAGAAACUGUGGAGGAUGUGGAGGCCCGAUGGCUUGGCAUUGCCCUAAGUCACAUGGGCUGGGUGCUCUCCGAGUCGCCGCUGUCUCUAGGGCAGAAGACCACCUCCUACCUGCUCGAUGCGGAGAAGGAGGAGCACGAACGCAGCCCCCACCAGACGAUGGCUCUUUCAGUGCUGUCUAUGCUGGGAGUGUCCGUGGGACGACAACACCGAGCCCACUCGAAUCCUUCAUCCAUCCCGACCCAUUCACACCAAAUGUUUGGCGGCAUCCCGUGGCUUCUGAUUAUCCCCAUUGUGCUGGGCAUGGCGCUAGCGAGCAUCAUCCAGGUAGUCAGCCUCUACUCCGAGUGGGCCGAUGCCAAGGACAAACUGUCCAGAGGUGAGCCAUUGGCCUCCCAGGAGUCCCAGAAUGCGGUGGCCGAACUUGCAGCACGCCUUGCGCAAUGCGAGCAGAACGAGGAGGAGUUGCGACUGGCACUUGGGUCUCAGCGCGGUCUUCCCGAGGUUCUCGAUUCGCAGCAGACGUUGGAUGAGUUGGUUAGUCGCAUUGCGAAAUGCGAAUCCUUGCAGGAGGAGCUGAGUGAGCAAGUCGGUUCACCACAGCGCUUCAAGGCCAGUGAGGCCUUAGAAGAGUCCCACCUCUCACGGCGAAUGAGCCGACUUGAGCAGGAGCAGAUACAGAAGGGGCGCCAGAUCGCAUCGUCCAUCGAGGCUUUGGAAGCAGCGAUGCACGAAGGCUUGGCGAAGACCGAGAAGCUCGCACAGGCGGCCUUUGCCGCUACCCAGCAUCCCGUCGACGGCUCCGUCACACAUUCCGAGACCGAGGAGGAGCUGGAGCACGACCUCGAGAGUUUGCGAGAGCUUCCUGCAGCGCUUGAGGCCUACCACAAGCAAGCCCAAGCCCUGACGGAGCGGGUUGCGCACUGCGAAGAGCUAUCAGAGGCAUCCAGCAAGCAAGCCCAAGUGCUGUCCGAGCGAGUGACGCAGUGCGAACAGCUGUCACAGGCGGUUGACACCCUGGUGGCCCGCUUGGAGAAGUGCGAACGACAUGCCGGAGACGGAGACGUUCUUGCCAGGCUCCCGGACGCCGACGUCGACCACCCGAACCUUCCUGGUCAGGCCUUUGAAGAUGGCUCUCGGGCCCUGGCCCGGGUUACUUCCAGGCUAGACUCGCUGGAGGUUCAGCAGCGUGCCAGUGAGGCUGGCCUCGCAACUGCGAAGCGAUUGAACGAGGAGAUGGAAAGCUCAAUCAUGCAGAGGCUGCAAGCACUGGAGGCGGAGCCGACGAAGAAGGUGAAGCUUGCAGGGAGUCUUGCUGAAGACCUUCGGGUGGAUGCCGCCGAGCCUUCCGAAUCCCAGGCGUUGUCCGACACGCAGCUUAUGCUUUUGGAUCUGCAGCGACGGGUCUCUCUUCUGGAGCAUGCCAUGCCGUCUCAAGGAGCAGGCGAGAACGGAGAAAGCGGAGAGGCAGUGCCGACAAACCCAGACUGCCUGCACAAACGGGAUCUUCAUGCUGAUGCUGAUCACAUCUAUAUUCUAUAUGACUAUCUUGGAGACCAGCUGACAGCUUGGAAGACUUGA